AUGAAGAAGCUGCAGCUGCUCCUGGUCGUCGCAGCAGCCCUGUGUGCUGCCGGGAAACCGGUGAGCAAGGCAGUGGGCGCCAACAAGCUGCUGCUGAUCUCCUUCGACGGCUUCAGGUGGGACUACGACCAGGACGUGGAGACACCGAACCUGGACCAGCUGGUGCUGGACGGGGUCAAGGCCAAAUACAUCACCCCCCCGAUGCUGACCAUGACCUCGCCGUCCCACUUCACCACCAUCACCGGUCGGUGGGUCGAGGACCACGAGGUCGUCCACAACAUGAUGUUUGACAGCAAGACCAACCUGAAGGUUCCUCACAAACAGGCACUGACCAGAUCGGCGUGGUGGGACAACGGAGUCCUGCCGUUAUGGAUCACAGCUCAGAACCAGGGUCUGAAAACUGCUUCCUUCCACUACCCAGGAGGUGGCGCCAACUACAGCGGUCAGGCGGUCAACCGAGUGCUGGUGGAGGCGUUCGACCACCCGGACGAUAACGAGACCGAGUGGCGUCAGAACGUUGACACAGUGAUGAGCUGGUUCUCUGAGGAAGACUUCCACCUGGUGACGCUGUACUAUGGCGAGCCGGACCACGUGGGCCACGCCAUGGGCCCGGAUCACGAGGACAGGAAGAAGAUCAUCCGACAGAUCGACCGCACCAUCGGCUAUUUGAAGGAGGCCAUUGAUCGGCAUAACCUGACCGACAGCCUGAACGUCAUCAUCACCUCCGACCACGGCAUGACCAGAGUCAAGAAGCGACCUCAGGUGGAGGAGAUCAUCCUCAACAAGUACCUGAAUUUGAUCAAGCUCGCCAGCUUCGAGAUCCUCGACUACGGCGGGUUCGGCAUCCUGACGCCUCGGCCGGGGAAGGAGCAGGAGGUUUUUGAUUCUCUAUCCAAAGCACCCAAUCUGACGGUCUACAAAAAAGACCAGAUGCCCGAGAGCUUCCAUCUUGGCAAAAGUGAGCGGCUGCCUCCCAUCGUGGUUGUCGCAGAUCUGGGAUUCAACCUGAACUCUAGAUUCAUCGUGUACGUCAACAAGGGCGAUCACGGGUAUCAUAACGGAGAGAUGGACAUGAAGACCAUCUUCAGGGCGUUCGGUCCCGACUUCAGGAGGAACUUUGUGUCCGAGCCGUUCGACAGCAUCCACAUUUACCCGUUGAUGUGUAAACUGCUGCAGAUUGACCCGGCGCCGCACAACGGAUCCCUGACGGUGACCGAGCAGCUGCUGCACAGCAGUGGAUCACAGAUCACAGCUCCAGUGUCUGUCACUCUGCUGCUGGUGGUCAUGUUCACUGUGCUGUAA
Hippoglossus stenolepis (Pacific halibut) is the source of this 1302-nucleotide messenger RNA. RefSeq lists its product as uncharacterized. The record is from RefSeq and is a predicted model, not a curated record. Bases 1 to 1302 code for a protein of 433 amino acids. Lineage: Eukaryota; Metazoa; Chordata; Actinopteri; Pleuronectiformes; Pleuronectidae. The transcript has 5 exons.